This is a messenger RNA of Actinia tenebrosa (Australian red waratah sea anemone), 2555 nucleotides long. RefSeq names its product ciliary microtubule inner protein 2B. The record is from RefSeq and is a predicted model, not a curated record. NCBI's taxonomy places the organism in Eukaryota, Metazoa, Cnidaria, Anthozoa, Actiniaria, Actiniidae.
AAAAAAAAGAUCAAAUUCGAUCGGCUCUGUUAGACAAAAGUGCCUCUCAACGACACAUUGUGUACCUUGACAACGACACUGUUGGUGAAGUAACUAGUUGAAAACUAUAGCUUACACGGCAAGGUGGUCGAAACGAAAGAGCGAAAUUCAACAUGGGUUUUACGGAGCUAACGAACCCUCAUGUAGCUAGUAAUCUUCCUGGAUAUCGUGGAUACUGUCCGCAACUGAAAURCGAAUGUGGUCACACAUAUGGUAUUGCUACAGAUAAACUGACUACAAGACACACACGAAAUGAAAAACUAAGGACGACAAAACUUGAAGAUACAACCACAAGAUCGUUAUAUUUACCACAACCGAAUGGCGACAACAAGUUAACAGCAAACAUGGUUCCAGGAUACACAGGUUACGUUCCAAACGUUCGUUUUCUUUACGGAUCGAGAUACAAAGAAGCCACAGAACAAGCUGUCAGCGGAUUCAUGAUGAAAGAUGGCAAGCAUCGACAAGAGAGUGACCAGCUUAAAACAGCCGUGUACUCAAAAUCCAAGCUAACUACUCGGGCUGACUUCAAAGAACCCAACCAGUACCCUGAUCUACGACCAAGAUAUUCCAAGAAUUACUUCCCAAGUGAACAGAGAGAGUUUUGUGAAGCGCCAAUGCCAGGGUAUACUGGGUACGUCCCUCGCAGACGAGAACACGAUCUCAGGAUGAGAUAUGCAACUUGGAGUAAAAACGGCUUCACAGACUCGCUGGAUAUGAGGGUGAAACAAGAACAUCUUGCAACGAAAAAGAUUGAUCACACCACAAUGCCUGAAGCGACCAUCACGGUAUCCAACACCCAACACGGUACACUAUAUAAAGUAUACGGAAUGAAGCCCAAAUAUACUGGAUAUAUACCACAACGUCGGUUUAGGUUUGGUAAUACCUAUGGUGACACAACACGAACCUUGCCCAUAUGUGGUGACACUAAUGGAUAUUCAGUCGGCAAAUACAUCACCAAUCCUGUCAUGUAAAGCAUUGCGUGACAUUAAUGUAGCUUAGCGUAAAACCUGCGAAGGAUAUGCUAACAUUCAGUGUUAAGUCACACCAGAAAUUAGUCUUCUGUUUCUGUUUCAAACGCGACUGAAACUUUCAAGUUGACGCCAAAAAAGUCGUCGUAUUCAUUCAAAAACGUUUUGAAAGAAGUUGUUUCGCAUCUCGCUUGGUCGUGCGAAGUAAAGGACUUGAAAAUGUAUAGUUUACUACAUAAAGGAUUAACAGGGGUGGGUAUGGGGACCCCGGCUGGGGAUCAGCUAACCCGGUUCGCUAAUUAUUUUUUUAGAAUGUUAUGUGUAACACGUAACACAGGUAUCCCGAUCCAAAAUCUGAAUUCACCCCUCAUUAAGGCGAUAGAAUAUGAAUGAAGCCAUUCAAAAUAAAGUGCCGCCAAGAUAAACUUUUCUCUGUCAAAUUUCUACGUGAGCCAAAUGUAGGCCAGAUUGGAUCCAAAAGAUGGACAAACUUUGGUCCAGAUUUCAAUAUGGUUAUUUUGCAUCUCUGAAGUAUUUAUUAUUUCUAUUGAAUUUUUUUAAAUUUCUACAAGAUAAAUUUAAAGGACGCAAUAAGUAAUCUCGCACAAAAAAAAAUAUAGAGAAGAUUAUUCAAGUGACAUAAAUAAGCAAAGCCAUCAUAAAAUGCUGCCUAGUACACGUAGUAACAGAGAAGGUGUUAUUCGUAAUAGAGCAUGGUUUCUAUAUGGCUCAGUUUUUCCAGGUUUUCUUUACUGUGAAACUUCGGUUAAGCCCCGCUUAAGGCCCUUAARGCGAUUUUCACGGCGACGCAAAAUCACGCGUGUGAACACCCGGCGAUUUUACUGCGAUUCUUUCUGUAGUUGUGCUGCGAUUUUCUGCGAUUUUCUCGGCGAUUUAUGAAACGCAAUCAGUUGUAGCAGCGGUCGUAACCAUGACGCAUGCGUAGUAAAAUGUUGUUUCAAUUUUUUUGUUCUUUAAUUGUUAACAAAUAUGUGAAAAGCCGUGAAAUUUCAGCGUUUUGGGGCCUUGAUUUGCUAUGAAUAAUGAUGAAUUUGACCCUGCCAAUUGCGUCGCCGUGAAAAUCGCCGAAAAAAUCGCACCUCAAAUCGCCGAAAAAAUCGCCCGUGUGAACACCCGGCGAUUUUACUGCGAUUCUAAAAAUUCACGUCGCCACGAAAUCGCAGCUGUUUCGAACAUGUUCAAAUUUCACUGCGAUUUGGCUGCGACUUUUGUUGCGAUUUUUGUGGCAAUUUUCGGAAAUAUGAAACGAACGGUGUUAUAACUAAGUAAUUUGAGGUUUAAAACUAGCACAGGUUUCUACAAUCUGACAAACAAGAAAAACCAACAAGGUAAAACACAUUGAAGCAGCAAUAGAAACCAUGCUUAAUAAACUGAUGGAAAGGUUUGACAACCACUGUCAUUUUGAAAAAAAAAAUUUUUUAGUAUGUUUGACUAGUUUUUGUUUAUAAACUGCAUCAAAAGCAUAAUUUACAGUAAUCCAUAAUACCAAAUAUUGGUGCUUAUGGAAAUAAAAAGGUUAUUUAUUAA